Eimeria necatrix is the source of this 2427-nucleotide messenger RNA. RefSeq lists its product as hypothetical. NCBI's taxonomy places the organism in Eukaryota, Apicomplexa, Conoidasida, Eucoccidiorida, Eimeriidae. The coding region runs from base 1 to 2427 and encodes 808 amino acids. The record is from RefSeq and is a predicted model, not a curated record. The transcript has 3 exons.
AUGGAAGCAGAAGAGACGCAGCAGCAAAUCUCAUCAGCUCAAACAUUCCCCAAGACAGAAGACGGGCAAGAGGCAGGAGCUGCUGCUAACUCUCCUGUUUCUGCUGCUGCUGCUGCUGCUGCUGCUGCUGCUGCUGCUGCUGAUGCUGCAGCAGACCCUGCUGGCGCUGCUGAUGCUGCUGCGAGAAGCCAGCCCUCUGAGCCUCACCAGCAGAUCGAGGUAGAACAUAAAUCAUCAGCAACAGCAACAGCAGCAGCAGCAGCAGCAGCAGCAGCAGCAGCAGCAGCAGCAGUACGGGUUGGGGCAGUAGUCCCAGAACUGGAUACGGGAGACGCUGCGGCAGUGGCUGCAGCUGCAGCAACGCACGUUGCUGCUGCUGCUGCAGCUGCUGCUGCUGCUGCUGCUGUUGAGGACAUUGACAAUGACACGGUAGCUGCUGCUGCUGCUAUAGAGGAUACUGACAAUGACACAGUUGCUGCUGCUGUUGUUGCUGAGGAUAUUGGCAAUGAUGCAGUAGCUGCUGCUGCUGCUGCUGCUGCUGCUGCUGCCGCUGGCACCGAUACCGACAAUGAUACGGGGGCAGAAUUUGCUGCUGCUGCUGCUGCUGCGGAAGGCACUGAAGCGGUAGCGGUAGCUGCUGCUGCUGCUGCUGCUGUGGAAGACACGGACACGGAAACGGUAGCAGCAGCAGCAGCAGCUACUGCCGCUGCUGCUGCUGUCGUGGGAGGCAAUGAAAAUGCCGAAUUGUCUGCUGCAGCUGCUGCUGCAGCUGAGGAAAGCAAUCAACAUGAAGAGGCAUCUGCUGCAGCUGCUGCUGCAGCAGCAGAAUGGCCAGAAGCUGCUGCAGCUGAUGAGCAAGCAGCAGCAGCAGCAGAGUCGGAGGAAGCAUCUGGCUAUUCCGCAGCACAGGCUGCUGCUGCUGCUUCUGCUGCUGCUGCUGCUUCUGUUGCUGCUGCUACUGCAGGGGUGGCGUCUUUGUGGAACGCAACAGGUGCAGCAACUGCUGCAACUGAAAUGGUCUUUCAGGUUGCUGCUGCAGCAGCAGCAGAAACAGAAGCUGCAGCAGGCACUGCAGCAAACGCAGCAGCCGAUGCAGCAGCAGAGUUGCAAUCAGGAACUGCAGCGGCUGAGGCCUUGGGAGAGAGCGAAGCCAGCGCUUCAGCAGCAGCAGCUGCAGCAACUGCAGCACAGUACGUUACUGCUGCUGCUGCUGCUGCUGCAGAAGCAACGGAUCUAAAGAUGGCGUUUGCAGCAGCAACGCAGGAUCCUAACGGUAUUGAGCAGCAGCAGCAGCAGCAGCAGCAGCAGCAGCAGCAGCUGGACAUAGGACAGGUCCCCGUGACAGAAAGCUCACCAGCUGCUGCUGCAACUGCGGCUGCUGAUAUCGCUGCUGCUGCUGCUGCUGCUGCUGCACCGCACAGUGCAGCAGCAAUACCACGCAUACCAACAACAGACGAUGAAGCAGCAAAUGACGCAGCAGCAGAUGCUGCAGCAGCAAAUGCAGCAGCAGCAGAUGCAAACGAGUUAGAGUCCCACGGUGAGACUUGGCAACAGCAGCAGCAGCAGCAACAGCAGCAGCAGCAGCAAAUGGAAGAUGAAGACUUUUUCGAGGUGCAGCAUAAGACAACGUUGAAGGAAGAUUUUGUUUUUGAAGGCCAGCAGCAGCAGCAGCUGCUGCAGCAGCAGCAGCAGCAGCUGCAGCAGCAGCAGCAGCAGCAGGAUGUUGAGUCUUCAAGCGACGAUGAGCCCCUGGAUUUGCUCGCAAUUGAGGCGCAGCAAAAAGAGACACAAAAGCAGCAGCAAAAAGAUUACAGCAGACUUUGGAAGGUCUUUGGAAGACAAACAGACGCAGGACGGUUGUUGUUUCAGCUGUACGCAAGGACGCAGCCUCGUGGCUCACUGGGCUCCCGCAUUGUCCCUCUCCAUACGAAGACCUCUGGCAGCGGCCCGGCUCCGCUGCUGCUGCUGCGGGAGAGUGACUCUGCAGCAGCAGCAGCAGCAGCACGGCGCAGAGAGAAAGGAAAGGCUAGUUACAGGCAGGGCCUCGUGAACAUCCCCGUUGUGGGGCGGAAGCAAACAGCAGCAGCAGCAGCAGCAGCAGCAGCAGCAGCAGCAGCAGGUCCCCCCGCUGCUGCUGCUGCUGCUGCUGCUGGGCGCGUGCGGCGCCGACCGCUGCGGAAGACGCUGCAGCAAAUAAUGGCGGAGACGAAGCGCAGCAUGACGCUGGAGCAGCAGCAGCGGCAGCAGCAGCGGCUGCAGCAGCAGCUGCUGCUGCAGCGCAGCGACAGCUUCGACAGAGAAGCACAAAAAGAUGAACUAGCCAAAGUCUUUCAGCUGGGGGAAUGUUCUUUGCUGCCUCCGCAGGCCCGGCUGCCUUCUUUGGCUGCAGCACGAAAAAAAGAAUUCCUCUCGGGGACUAGCAGCUAG